AUCUGACUCACAGAUGCAAGGACAUCACCAUAAGUGCCUGUGCUUUCAGUGUGUGUGUGAGCCACAGUAGAGACCUUGGUAAAACCCAAGAGAAAAAACAUCACAGCAUACAGCUUGCUUCACUGAAGGGGCAUUUUCACGAUCUUUGAGCUUUUAAGGUGUGACCGGUCUGGGACACUGAUGGAACGCCACUCCUUGGCUUUAUUUUCUGGUAAAGACAAUGAGCUGGAUUUUGUUAAGGUUGCUGGCAAGAGUUUUGGCAUCAACGAAGGAGUUGACGCUUUAAAACGGGAAUGUCUAUCAGGUGAAUAUGAGAAAUCCAUCUGCCAAGAAAGAAAAGAUGAGUUGAGGAUCAACAGUAAGCUUGACAGUGACUAUGAAAUCUCAACGUCAAACAAAGUGAACCAACUAAACCAUGACUUCCAGAAGAUUUUGGAAGUGAGGCAGAGGAGGAAAAUGAGUCAGAUCUCUGAGCACAAACAACAGCCAGCACCUGAGAUAGUGUCUGAUUUUGCUGAUGAAGAUGACUUUCUGAAAGCAGUAGUGGACAACAAAUUACCAAUGGUUGAGAGUUAUCUCGCCAGGCGUGCGGACCCAAACACAUGUGAUAGUUUCAAGUGCACAGUUCUUCACAGAGCGUGCUCUCAGGGGAAUGUGGAAAUUGUGAGGAGACUGCUGGAAACUGGGGCUUUAAUUGAAAACAAGGAUAAGCUUGACGCGACAGCUGUUCACUGGGCCUGCCGUGGAGGAAGCCUGCCUGUUCUCGAGCUGCUCCUCAACCACAAAGGCAACAUCCAUGCCAAAGACAAGCUCCAGAGUACUCCUCUUCAUGUGGCAGUGAGGACAGGUCACUAUGAAUGUGCUGAACAUCUCAUUCACUGCGGUGCCGACAUCAACGCAAAAGACAGAGAGGGAGAUACACCAAUGCAUGAUGCCGUACGGCUGAACAGAUUCAAAUUUAUCCAGCUGCUACUGUUGCAUGGAGCCAAUCCGAAACUGAAGAACUAUAUUUGGUUUAGGAUGCACACAGUGCCAUCUACUGACAUUUGGGAGGGUAAAUCACCCAUGGACAGCGUUUUGCAGUGGCAGAAUGGAGCUAAAACUAUCCUAGACAACUAUAAGCACAAUAAAAUCGAACAGUAAACGGGAGAUGCAGCAACAAGCUGUACAACAUUGUUGAGCAGAAACUGAUCUCCAUACAUGAACAGAAAGUGAUACUUUUAGGUGGGCUGGUGAUAUUCAAGUUGGGAUGGUAAGCAAACUUGUUGAAGGAAAUAAGUGAAAA
Molecule: messenger RNA, 1285 nt
Organism: Ictalurus punctatus (channel catfish)
Lineage: Eukaryota; Metazoa; Chordata; Actinopteri; Siluriformes; Ictaluridae
Gene: ankrd1b
Product: ankyrin repeat domain 1b (cardiac muscle)
Exons: 11
Coding region: 181-1143 (320 amino acids)
Cellular component (GO): nucleus; cytoplasm
Molecular function (GO): protein binding
Source: RefSeq, a predicted model, not a curated record